UUCAUCAUUGCAGUCGUCUAAAGCAGUGCUUGGUUGGAAAUAAUUGAUUAGGUAAUUGAAUGUACUGUCAAUAAAAGGAAAGUGCAUUCAAAUAUCUGAAAAAUCAAUACGAAUAAUAAUUAGAAUAUUUGAAACAUUGAAGUUAAUAUAAGAAUCUCCACUGCCUUCUCUAGUGUCGCCUGGAAAGAAAAUGGAAACCAGAUCCCCCCCAAACAUAAAAAAUCACUAAAACGGAAGGAAAAAGAGAAAGAAGAUGAAUGCUGCAUUGUCCUUUAUAGGAAGAGCCAACGGCAACAAGAAAGGCUUGUCUGCGACUCUAGCAGCCAAUCCAGGAGACCUUAAGCUUCGAGCUUCAUUUUCAGACACUAAAUUCACUCAUGGCUCCACCAUAAACCUCAACGACUUGUUAAUCUCCGUCGAGAAGCCCGGUUUUUUCCUCGUGGACUUCAACACCACUAAAAAGGAUGUUCUGUUUCAGUUCAUGAAGGCGUUUAAAGUGAAGGGAAAACAGGUGAAUUGGACGUACACCCACACGAGGAACGACCGUCGGACAAUACUCGAUGGGAGCUUGAUGUUUGAUAGAUCCAACAAGUUAUCCGCAAGCCAUGAGCUCGGAUCGGUUAACUGCAAGUUGAGAUACAGUUAUGUGCAUAAAGGGUUGACAACGUUUGAGCCUUGUUAUGAUUUGGCAAAGAAAUCAUGGGACUUGACCGUCUCAAGGAGAGUUCUUGGUGGUGAUCUAAUCAAAGCUAACUAUGAGACAUCGAGUCAGGUUUUGGGAGUAGAGUGGUCGUGUAGCUCACUAGGCUAUGGAGAAGGAAGAAGAGUUAAGGUUUCAGCAUCUUUCAAUCUGGCUGAGGGCUUACACGCACCACAGUUAAGUGUCGGGAGUAUCUGGAACUUUCAACCAUAGUCUCUCUGUAGCCUAUAUUCAAUAUGUUUCAAGAAUUGGGUAGCUCUACACGUGUUGUCUCAUUGUUUCGAUUUCGGAUGUGAAUUAUAUGUAUUUAGGUUUUAUUUAAAAAAAAAUAUCUUCAUAUAUUUAGAAGAUUUAUGAAUGAUUAUAUUAUUUAGUGUUCGGUUAAUAUUUCUGAGACAUGUUGCGGAGUUGCUUAAGCGAGAUUGGGUUGUACGGAUCCAAUACGUGGCAAAGACAAGGAAAUAGAGCGGCAGACUACAUGACAAAGAUUACGACCAGGAGCAACCUUGAAUGUAUCAAGUUCGAAGAA
Messenger RNA from Hibiscus syriacus, 1229 nucleotides. Its product is annotated as outer envelope pore protein 24A, chloroplastic-like. The record is from RefSeq and is a predicted model, not a curated record. The transcript is spliced from 3 exons. The coding region runs from base 254 to 913 and encodes 219 amino acids. Lineage: Eukaryota; Viridiplantae; Streptophyta; Magnoliopsida; Malvales; Malvaceae. Gene Ontology annotation, biological process: regulation of monoatomic ion transmembrane transport. Gene Ontology annotation, molecular function: voltage-gated monoatomic cation channel activity.